AUGGCAGAAACCAAGGGAAAGAAACAAAUCAUCCUCAAUGCCUUUGUCAUGAACACGCCCGCGCACAUGGCUCCAGGCCAAUGGCGACACCCCCGCAACAAGACAGCAGACUACACGAAGCUCUCCUUUUGGACCGACCUCGCCCAGCUUCUUGACGAUGCGGGCUUCCAUGCCAUGUUCAUUGCGGACACUCUGGGACCGUACGACGUGUACAAAGGUCCGGCGAACGUGGUGCCCGCACUCGCCUCAGGCGCCCAGUACCCAGUCAAUGACCCCAUGUACCUCGUCCCCGCGAUGGCCAGCACAACAAAGAACUUAAUCUUCGGAGUGACGGCGAGUCUUACAUACGAGCAGCCGUACUCGCUCGCUCGCCGACUUAGCACGGUCGAUCAUCUAUCCGGCGGCCGAGUCGCGUGGAACAUCGUCACGAGCUAUCUUGACAGUGCUGCGCGAAAUCACGGGCUUGACGAACAGAUCCCGCACGACGAGCGGUAUAACCGCGCACACGAGUACAUGGAUGUCCUAUAUAAACUGUGGGAGGGGAGUUUCCGGGAUGAUGCCGUGGUGAAGGAUCGCGAGUCGGGCGUGUACAUUGCCCCCGACGCAGUGCGACAGAUCCACCACGUGGGCAAGUACUUCAAAGUACCCGGACCGCACUUUUGCGAGCCCUCACCACAGCGCACACCGUUUCUGUUCCAGGCGGGUGUGAGCGAGGCCGGGAACGGGUUUGGUGGCAAGCACGGGGAGGCGAUCUUCGUCGCGGGCCAGACGCCCGAGGGUGUGCGAAGCACGGUCGAGAGUAUCCGCCGGGUUGCGGCGAGCGAGGGGCGGGAUCCAAAUCAUAUCAAGGUCAUCGUAGGCAUCACGUUGAUAGUUGCUGCCACGGACGAGGAGGCAUAUGCGAAGCGCGACGAGUACCUCAAGUAUGCCGAUCACGAGGGCGUCCUUGCCCUAUUUGGCGGGUGGACGGGGAUAGACCUGUCCAAGUACGAGGAUGACGCGGACUUCCGGUUUGCAGACGAGACCAAAGUCGCAAGUAUCGUGAAGCGGUGGGCGUCAACGGUUCCCGGCACCGAUAAUCUGCCCUGGACGAAGCGCCGGAUCGUCGAAUUCCUCAGCGUGGGUGGCAUCCAGACAAAGAUUAUCGGCAGCGGCAAGACCGUUGCAGACGAGUUGGAACGAUGGGUGGAAAUUUCCGGAGUGGACGGGUUCAACCUGGCGCAUAUCACGAACCCGGGCAGCUUUGAGGAUAUCAUCGAGUUUCUCUUGCCGGAGCUGCGCACUCGAGGGCUCUUCAGGGAGACAGUUGCUAAGGAGGGGGCCACGGCGAGAGAGACGUAUCUGGGGGUUGGCCAGGUCCGGUUACCGGAGGAUCAUCCAGGGACUACCCAGCAUGGCGAGUUCAACCCUAAGCUGAUACGCUGUACCAUGGCAUACCCAACUUAG
Aspergillus nidulans FGSC A4 is the source of this 1446-nucleotide messenger RNA. RefSeq names its product LLM class flavin-dependent oxidoreductase. The record is from RefSeq and is a predicted model, not a curated record. Lineage: Eukaryota; Fungi; Ascomycota; Eurotiomycetes; Eurotiales; Aspergillaceae. Gene Ontology annotation, molecular function: oxidoreductase activity, acting on paired donors, with incorporation or reduction of molecular oxygen; monooxygenase activity. The transcript is spliced from 2 exons. The coding region runs from base 1 to 1446 and encodes 481 amino acids.